This is a messenger RNA of Pipra filicauda (Wire-tailed manakin), 1632 nucleotides long. RefSeq lists its product as uncharacterized. The coding region runs from base 1 to 1632 and encodes 543 amino acids. NCBI's taxonomy places the organism in Eukaryota, Metazoa, Chordata, Aves, Passeriformes, Pipridae. The transcript is spliced from 4 exons. The record is from RefSeq and is a predicted model, not a curated record.
AUGGCGUCAUGCACAAAGCGCUCCCGCCAGAGGUGCGUCGCGCCGGAAGUGACGAAUGCGAGGCGGGGCCUCGGGGAGGGCGUGGCGGCAGUGUCGACCAAUCGGAGCGCGGGGGAGAGGCGGGGUCUGGAGGCGCCGCGGGGCCGGAGGGGCCGGGACAGACCGGGAUCGAGAGGGAUCGAACAGCACCGGGACAGGGAGCGGGACAGGGACAGAGAUCGAUACAGGGACCGGCCGGGACAGGGAUCGACCGGGAACGGCCAGCACCGGGACCGACAAGGAUCCACCAGACAGGGAUCGCCCCGCCCCCCAAUGUCCCACGCGGUGCUUCUGCUGCGGCGGCUGCGAGGCCGGAACCGGGACCGGGACCGGGAUAAGGAUCGGGAUCAGAACCGGGAUCGGGAUCGGGAUCAGAAUCAGAACUGGGACCGGGAUGGGGAUCGGGACUGGGAUCAAGAUCAGAACCGGCAGCGGGAUCAGGGCCAGGACCGUGACCGGGAUUGGGAUCAGAACCGGGAUCGGGACCAGGACUGGCACCAGGACCAGCACCAGGACUGGCGUCAGGACCGUGACCGAGACCAACCCCAGGCCCGGCACCAGGAUUGGGAUCAGAACCAGCCCCACGACCGGGACCAGCACCGGGGGCAGGAGCACGACCCUCACCCCGCUCCCUCCCCGCCGACCGGGGGGUCCCUCCCCGCCCCGAACCCGACCCGCUCCCCCCGGCGCUGCCGCCGCCGCCGCCGCCGCCCGUACCCGGCGCAGCGGGUGUACCGGGCGCGCCGCUCCUUCCUGGAGCUGAGCGAGGAGCAGGCGCUGCGGCGCUGCCGCCUGGACCGCGCGGCCAUCGCGGCGCUGUGCCGGGAGCUGGGCUCGGACCUGCAGAGCCUCACGGGCCGCAGCCACGCGCUGCCCGUGGCCGUCAAGGUCACGUCGGCGCUCGCCUUCCUGGCCUCGGGCUCCUUCCAGACGGCGUCGCGCCUCAGCACGGGCAUCAGCCAGUCGGCCAUGUCCAACUGCCUGGCGCAGUUCCUGGCGGCCCUGCAGCGCCGGGCCCCCCGGUUCAUCGCCUUCCCGCCCGCCCCGGCGCCCGCCGCGGAGCCGCCGGCGCUGCCCGGCGUGCUGGGGCUGGUGGGCGCCAUGCACGUGGCGCUGCGGGCGCCGGCCGAGGAUGAGCCGCUCUUCCGCAACGCCGGCAACUUCCACUCCAUCAACAUGCAGGUGGUCUGCGACCGCGCCGGCGCCAUCACCAACGUCGUGGCCAAGUUCCCGGGGUCGUGCCCCAACGCCGCCGUCCUGGAGAACUCGGCCCUCGCCCGGCUCAUGGAGGGGGCGCGGCCCGAGGGGGUCUGGCUGCUGGGUGACCACGGAUACCCCCUGAAGCCGUGGCUGCUGACGCCGAUCGAGGGGGCGCGGGGGGCGGCCGAGCUGCGCUACAACGCCCUGCACGCCCGGACCCUCGGCCCCCUGCGCCGGACCCUGGCGCGGCUGCGGCGCCGCUUCCGCUGCCUGGCGGGCGGGGGGCUGCAGUACACCACCCCCCAGCCCCCCCCGCCACCCGGCCCGGGGGCCCGCGAGGGUCGCGCCGUGAGGGCCCGGCUGGUGCAGCGGGUCCGGGAGGGGAUGGGCUGA